Messenger RNA from Nicotiana tabacum (common tobacco), 2090 nucleotides. NCBI's taxonomy places the organism in Eukaryota, Viridiplantae, Streptophyta, Magnoliopsida, Solanales, Solanaceae. The record is from RefSeq and is a predicted model, not a curated record.
UGUCUUGAGUUUGUUUUGUUGUUGUAAAUGUGAAUUUCCUUUGAUUUUACAUGUUAGUCUUAGUUGCCUGUUUUCAAUUCUUGAGUCUGAUUCUGUGUUUUGUAAUGUUUGUUGAAAGAAAGGUGACAGAAGCAAAUGAAGAUUAAUGCUAAACGCUCUGUUCAGAUUAGUUAUUUUCUCCUGCACAAAGUUAUUUAAUGGAAAGACUCUGCUAGGAUAAAACCAAGUCUUAUGAAUUCCUAGUUCUCUCUUUUUUAAGUUUUGGAAAUUCACUCUAAUCUAACAACUUAUUAACACAUUUCGCGAGUAAUUGGUUAGUCUUACUUAUUAUAGGUAUAGACUAAUAAAGGCAUCAAUUCAUUUCUUUAGGAAGAAUUGCUUUCUAAUGGAAACAACAGUCAGAAUUUUUCAAGUGAUACCCUUUCAUAAAUGAACGUGUCUUUUCGGAAAGAGACGAAGCGGUUUUGAAAUUUGUAACCUACCAUAUAUGAGACCGAGAAAUCCGUCUGCGGCCAACCCUUAUGACGAACCACAGCUUUUGAAAUUCGGGGAUAAUGGACCCGCUACUCUACCAUUCUCCACUUAAAUACCAGGCUUAGUUCACAUGAUGCAGAGCUCGAACCUGUGACCUAAGUCAUAAAUCCCUCAACCUUUUCCACUUGAGCUAAGCUCUGGGGGCGGUCGACCAUAUAUAAUAAUUGUUAAUGUGAAUUUGCUUUAAUUUUCCAAAUGGUGGUGGAUGUUCAUUCCAAAAAUCAGAUGAAUCAUAUGCGCAAGCUCAAUUGGUACUUGAGCAGUGCCACUCAGCUCAGCUGGAUGAGAGUGCUAAAGGAUUGGUUUUGCUCGCCAUGUCAACCUUAUUUUCUGAAAGAGGAAAUUUUGGUGAAGCCGUUGAGAAGCUCCAGAAAAUUCAAGAUUUAGGCUUGUCAUCUUUAGCUGUUAAAGUUGCCGCCUCUGAAGCACUUGCUGGGCUUUAUCUAGAAUCGCAUCAAGAUGAUGCUUCAUCAGCAACUUCAGAGAUAUGCUUGCAACUGCUGGAAACCAUAAGGCUAGAGAUUGGUGGUGGCGGAUCUGAGUUUUUGGAAGCUCGUGCAAAGGCAUUAAAGGGGCUGGUGGAGUUGGUCCGUGGUAACGUUGAAUCAGCCCAGUCAUUCUUUGAAGGAGCUCAGGGUGAUAAAGGUUGCUUUGGCAACGUUGCACUAUCUUAUGGUGAAUUCCUUCAUUGUAAGCGGGAUUUCCAAAUGGCGAGGGAGUUAUAUCAAAAGGCAAUGCAGGAUGUAUCAGAAUGUAAAGAUUUUACCAACCCACAAUCCUUAUCAGCUUGCAACAUGAAUUUGGAGGAGACUUUGUUAGGAGCUACUUGUGCUUUAGGGCAGCUUGAGGCUCAUUUGGGGAAUUUUGAUGAUGCUGAGGAAAUACUGACUGCAGCGCUGAAGAAAGCUGAAGAGCGUUUUGGUAAUUAUCAUCCAAAGGUAGGUGCUAUUUUGACCUGCAUAGCUCUCAUGUAUCGGCAUAAAGCAGCCAUGGAACGGUCAAGCUCUCUUUUGAUUCAAGAGGGACUCUAUAGAAGAGCAAUUGAAGUGCUCAAAGCUCCACCCUUGGAAAUAGAAGGUGUGGAAACAAAACUGUCCAGAAGGGACAUACUUGCCCUUGCAAGAGGUGGGUAUGCAGAGACGCUUAUCGUGCAACAAAAUAGAAAAGCAGAAGGUGGAAAAAUGAAGCAGUGGGCUGAAAAGGCUUGGACAAAUCGCAGAUUGGCACUUGCCGAGGCACUAGAGCCAUUCGAGUCAUCACCCAAGGUGGCUGUCAUAGAUACUCGAAUCAGCCGGGUCCUGUAGUUUCCUUUCUUACAUGUUUUCUUCGGAAAGUUGAGAUGUAUUAUGGUCACAACUAACAUGUAUCUAUAUACUUCUGUCGAUAUAAUAUGCUCUUUAUGAGUUGCAAUAUUAAAAGUUGAUAAUUAUGUAAGCUUCUAGGUAGUACACCUCUGAAUACGUUCGACUGACUCCGAAUCGUCUAAAAUUUUGUGGGCCCAUCAGAAUUUUUUUGUGAUAUGGAAUGAUUUUAAUGUUCUCUAGGUUGAAUCUGAA